AUGCUAAGCAUUUGUGUGCCUGUGAUUGCUGACCACUUCGAGAGCGUUGUGUCCUUGCUGCCGAGUCGGUAUUCCUUGUCAGAACUGGAAAUUCUGGCCACCGUGAUAAGAGAUGGUCGACUGAUUGGUGUGCCUGUAUGCUGCAAGUUGCGAGCGACAGUAAUGUGGCUUGGAAGUGGAAGCACAGCGACGGAGGACGAGGAGGAGGAAGACGAA
Mesocestoides corti is the source of this 216-nucleotide messenger RNA. NCBI's taxonomy places the organism in Eukaryota, Metazoa, Platyhelminthes, Cestoda, Cyclophyllidea, Mesocestoididae. The record is from the annotation of a GenBank genome assembly.